This is a messenger RNA of Lichtheimia ornata, 2355 nucleotides long. RefSeq lists its product as uncharacterized. Lineage: Eukaryota; Fungi; Mucoromycota; Mucoromycetes; Mucorales; Lichtheimiaceae. Gene Ontology annotation, biological process: cell motility; phosphatidic acid biosynthetic process; intracellular signal transduction. The transcript has 15 exons. Gene Ontology annotation, molecular function: D-type glycerophospholipase activity. The coding region runs from base 1 to 2355 and encodes 784 amino acids. The record is from RefSeq and is a predicted model, not a curated record.
AUGGCGUGCGCUUCGGGUCUUGUCACAUUCGUAGGCGACUUUCGCACAAGAGUUCGACACAAGUUCAUUCAUUUCUUUCAUGCCGCUGAAGAGCAUCAAGAGACAGAGGAAGAGCGUGAACACAACUUCCAAACCAAGUUGCAUCGAUACAACUCCUUUGCCCCUGUGCGUCAUGACUCUCAAGUCAAGUUUUACAUAGACGGUCAUGACUAUUGCUGGGCUGUGUCCGAGGCAAUUGAAAGUGCAAAGCAUGUGAUAUUCAUUGAAGACUGGUGGCUGUACUUGAGACGACCAGCAUCCCGUUAUCCAGAGUAUCGCAUUGAUGCUUUAUUGAAGCGAAAAGCUGAAGAAGGUGUCAAGAUUUAUAUUGUUGUAUACAAGGAAGUAGAGGUGGCCAUGACGUUGGAUAGUCGACACACUAAGCAUUGGCUGCAAGAUCUGCAUGCAAACAUUGUUGUGCAACGACAUCCGGACCAUGCAAUCGGCGGUACCUUUUUCUGGUCUCACCAUGAGAAGUUUGUUGUGGUCGAUCAACGAAUUGCAUUCCUUGGUGGCAUUGAUCUUUGCUUUGGCCGCUGGGACACCCAUACCCAUCAAUUGGCUGACUUCCAAGGACCAGAGCAGAAUAUGAGACUUUUCCCAGGCCAGGAUUAUAGUGAUGCUCGCGUGUGCGAUUUCAAGGAUGUUCAAAAUUGGGAUAUGGUGCUAAUUGAUAGAUCCAUCGUUCCACGUAUGCCAUGGCAUGACAUGUCGCUGUGUAUGGUGGGUGGACCUGUCUUGGAUGUAUGCCGUCAUUUCUGUGAGCGAUGGAAUUUCAUCAAACACGAAAAAGCUUUGGAUAAAGAGCGCGUGCCUUUUAUUCAGCCUCCUCUUGGUGGUUUCAACACUUAUCAAAAGUUCAAACUCCCAGAGGCUGAUGACCGUGGCCAUCGUCGCCAUCGAUUUGAGCCUGGAACGCGUGGUGUCAAGGGUACAUGUCGCACACAAGUACUUCGUAGCGUUGGUGAAUGGAGCAUUGGCUUGGAAACCGAACAUUCUAUCCAAAACGCUUACAUUGCUGCCAUCCAUGAUGCCAAGCACUUUGUUUACAUUGAAAACCAGUUUUUCAUCACUGCAACUGAAAAAGAUGACAAUGAUAUCUUGAAGAACCAAAUUGGUCAAGCCAUUGUCAGACGUAUUAUUCGUGCACACGAAGAGCGUGACAAUUUCAAAGUGAUUGUGUUGAUGCCUUUGAUGCCUGCUUUCCCAGCUGAUCUUGCUACUAAGGAGGCAGCAAAUGCACGCCUGAUUAUGUACUACCAAUAUGUGUCUAUCUGUCGCGGUGGAAAGAGCAUUAUGGAAAAAUUGGAAGCUGCAGGUAUCGACCCCACUCAAUACAUUCGCUUCUACAGUCUUCGCAGCUAUGAUCGUAUCAAUCGUCGAAAGAUGGAGGAAAUGUUGGUACGCGCUGCAGGCUACUCAUCCGACGUGACACAAAGCCUGGAACAACAAGUGGAAGCGACAGCUGUCAGUGAAGAAGGAGAAGCCAAAAUCAGGUGGUCGGCAGAAGUAUAUGAUGCAGAUUCCUGCGUCGCCUCCGAUUCUAUUGCUCACUAUGCUAUGAAGGAUGGCGGUGACUUGAUGAAGGAGCCAUGGAUCACUGAUACAUCUUCCUCAGCUCCACGUGAUGCUGCUGCUGAACGUGAAGAACGUGAGGCCUAUGUCUCGGAAGAAUCUUACAUUCAUGCCAAACUCUUGAUUGCAGAUGACCGUUUGGUGAUUAUGGGCUCAGCCAACUUGAAUGACAGAUCCCAAUGUGGCGAUCGUGACUCCGAAAUCGCACUUUUGGUAGAAGAUCAGGAUAUGAUCCCAUCUCGCAUGAAUGGUCGUUAUUAUGAAGCCGCUAAAUUCGCAGCUACAUUGCGUCGACAGCUAUGGAAAGAACAUUUGGGCUUACUUCCCCAUGAACCUGCUGAUGAAGUCAACGAUGCAAUGUUACCACUUCCCGUGCCACAAAUUGACCAUACUGGUACUGAGGAAGAUCGUUUAGUUAUGGAUCCCUUAGGCGAGGAUACCCAAAAGCUAUGGAAUUCCACAGCCAGAACUAAUACUGAAGCCUUCCGCAAGGUGUUCCAUUGCGUUCCCGAUGACAAUGUGACCACUUGGGAUGAAUAUCACUCGUUCUAUCCUGACCAAAACAAGACCGAUAUUGGACACAUUGCCGACAAGGAGAUGCCUGUUUCUGUUAUCCGACAAGAAUUAAGCCAGAUUCGUGGACAUUUGGUGGAGUUCCCUACCAAGUUCCUUGAGAAUGUGGAUAUGAAAGGAGAAUCCAUUCCUUUCCUAAGCGAUGCUGUUCAAGAGUUAUACACUUAA